AUGCGUCUUCCGCUCUCGGCCCUCGUUCUGCUUGUGUCUGCCGAAGCCAUAGGUGCAGCACCAUUUCAGCCCGCUGGCCCAAAGGAACGUGCAGCACUGCCCGAGCCCUCGGCUUCUCCGUCUCUUGUCAAGCGUUAUCAAAGCUUGGAAAACGGGCUGCAAUUCUAUUCUGCACUCGCAUACGACUACACUACAGUCCAAUCCGUUACCCUUUCCGAAGCCAACGAUGGAGAGGUGCCUCCAAUCGGCCUUGUAUAUUUAGCUAGCUUGGAUGCCGAGAGAGACAUUAUGGCUACUGCUGGAACAACUGAAGGUACAUUUGCAACGGGGUCUUUCGCGGUUGGGGGUGUGCACUUCUGGUGGACAAUCAAUACAGGCCAGUACUGGAAUGUCCUUGGUCUCCUUCAUCACGUUGGCACCGAUGUUCUCGCCACAAUGAUGGCGGAUGCAAUUCAGACCAUGGCAGUGGAGGAUAAUUCGGAGAUCUCUUGGACACUCCACAACACUGAUCCGGACGGCGACAAUGUUUAUAUGGGCAAAAUAAAAUUGGGCUGUUACUGA
Aspergillus viridinutans is the source of this 561-nucleotide messenger RNA. RefSeq lists its product as uncharacterized. The record is from RefSeq and is a predicted model, not a curated record. NCBI's taxonomy places the organism in Eukaryota, Fungi, Ascomycota, Eurotiomycetes, Eurotiales, Aspergillaceae. The coding region runs from base 1 to 561 and encodes 186 amino acids. The transcript has 2 exons.